ACAACAAAAAUGUCUGGUCACGGUUUAUUCUGCUCUACAAUGAGGGUUACACGCCUUGCUACCAAUACACAUAUGGGGCAGAGUAUAAGCAAUCUGUUGUAUAGAAUUCCAACUUGUGGAUACGCAAAGAAAGUUGCAUCCAAAGGAAAGGGCAAGGGCAUAGGGAAAGAUGUGCUUGCUGGUCCGGAGGUGUGUAAGGACCCUGUGAAGCUCACCUCUCAUGCUGUUGGAGUCAACAUUUUGAAGCAAGGAGACGACCCUGCCCUGAAACCUCGAAAGGAAUACCCAGAGUGGCUGUUCCAGUUGCACCUUGGUCCCCCUAAGAAAAUCCACGAGCUGGAGCCAGAUAGCCGUGAAUACUGGAAGGUCCUGAGGAAGGAGCACAUGUGGCGCUUUAACAGGUUACACAAAGGGAAGAAGCUGUAGUACCCAGGGCAGCGAGAGACCUUUAGUGAUCAGCUGCUCUCUGCAGAAUUGUGUUCUGCAGACACUAUAGUAUACCUGUAACAGACUGACUUAGUACCUGUAUGUGAUCUUUCUGCUGAAAAGUAAACACCAAUCAUAUCGAGAUAACUCUUCCUAAAGACUGGCCUGGAUCUCCAGUUUUUGCCAUGUUAUUUCUCAUUUUAUAUGUUACCAUGUGCUUCUUUGAUACAGAUUAUGCAAUAAAAUUGUGACAUGAGUUUGGAUUUCUUCACUCCUUGCAAAUAGCUUUCUGUUGCGAUAAUACAGAUUCUCUGAAAAAAAAGAGCCAUGUUUAUUCUCGUUACUUCUCUGCGAAAGAACAUCUAAAUGGCUUUUGAGGUCUUCUCAUUUUGUUCAAGAUGUUGUGUAUCAAUCGUUAAUAAAUUUAUAUUUUGU
Molecule: messenger RNA, 861 nt
Organism: Esox lucius (northern pike)
Lineage: Eukaryota; Metazoa; Chordata; Actinopteri; Esociformes; Esocidae
Gene: mrpl54
Product: mitochondrial ribosomal protein L54
Cellular component (GO): mitochondrial large ribosomal subunit
Molecular function (GO): structural constituent of ribosome
Source: RefSeq, marked provisional